Messenger RNA from Lichtheimia ornata, 492 nucleotides. RefSeq lists its product as uncharacterized. The record is from RefSeq and is a predicted model, not a curated record. The transcript has 6 exons. Bases 1 to 492 code for a protein of 163 amino acids. Lineage: Eukaryota; Fungi; Mucoromycota; Mucoromycetes; Mucorales; Lichtheimiaceae.
AUGGCCUUUGGAAGGAAAGUCGACAGUGAUCAGGAAGAUCAAAAUAACGACGCUGAAUCCGAGGAAGGUGUAAAAGAAGAGCACAAUGGCGAAUCAUCAUCUGUGGUUUUGAGUCAAGCUCUUUUUUUUGCGCAUGCCCCCGGUGAUGCCAUCCGUGUAUGGUCGCUUUCAAGACUUCAACAAGAUGUAUACAUCAUGAAGAAGGAGCUCAAAGUCCAUGUACCGACCGAGUUUGAAAGGAAAGAGGACGAGUUGUUACCAUUGAUGACCAGUUGCUGGAAAUUUGGGCAACUGUUGAGCCACAGUGUUGAAUCUAUUGAGCAACUUGGACUAUGUCACAACAAGGAGCAGAAGCGAGCCAUGCGACAUGAGGAAAGUGAUCAUACACAACAUCUUGAUACUCUUGUCAACCCAAGGAUUUUGAAGAUCACGGAGAAGAAGCACAAGAUGUUUAUUGGAGCGGAUGGUCCACAUAGCUCAUCUCUGGGUUGA